GCCGGAUCUUUAUUACAAUAAGAAAGGCGAAAAUUACCUUAAUAAACAAAUAAAAAGUUAUUAUGGAAAUCGAAGGAUAUAGGAAAAUAAAUAUAGGUUGAGUUCAUAAGUUAUACACAAAUACUCUUUGUUACUCCGCAUUUAACAAUUAUUAAAGGAACUUUUAAAAAGUUAAAGAGAAAAAAAAAAUGAAGCUAAGAAAUCAAAUCAAAGCCAGAGGGCACCCGCUUUUCUAAGCAGAGGCACAAGAUCUCCGGCGAUAUGAGCGGCCAAAACCUUGUCCAAGUCACCGAAGAGCUUCCCGCCGACGAAAGCCGCCGGAAACAACGGCAUCUGCGCGGCGGGACCUCCAGUGUAGCUGCGAAUCCGGGAAAGCUGGUUGGCAAUGGCGACCUCGUCCUCCACAUCGACGUCAUAAAUGGCGGGGUUGGCGCCGAGGCCCAAGAGCAACCGCUGCAUGACGUAGCACAUCCAGCAGCCUCGCCUGCCGAAGAUGAUUAUCGCAUUCUCCGCCACGAGCAGCGCGCAAUCUAUGCCGUCGCUGCUGCCGGAAUCGCACGAGCCUUCGCUCGAGGUGGCGCCGGAGUUGGUCUCCGAUCGGGGCGAUUGUUUCAUGGUUAAAAUUCGGAUCGGAGAGUUGAUUGAGAGAUGGAAUGGUGUUUAAUUCAGAUCGUUAUAUUUUAAUACGAAGCGGAGUAUAUAACAGGUAAGCCAACUAGUA
Molecule: messenger RNA, 721 nt
Organism: Cuscuta epithymum
Lineage: Eukaryota; Viridiplantae; Streptophyta; Magnoliopsida; Solanales; Convolvulaceae
Source: the annotation of a GenBank genome assembly